Messenger RNA from Apis mellifera (honey bee), 629 nucleotides. RefSeq lists its product as uncharacterized. NCBI's taxonomy places the organism in Eukaryota, Metazoa, Arthropoda, Insecta, Hymenoptera, Apidae. The record is from RefSeq and is a predicted model, not a curated record. The transcript is spliced from 3 exons. The coding region runs from base 248 to 610 and encodes 120 amino acids.
GAAAAAAUAUUCAGAAAUUUUAACCAAUUAAGAUGAAUUCAAUGAUCUAAGAUUAAAAGAAGGGAUAUGCCAAAUAUGUAAAAAAAUGACUCUUGAAUUCAGAAAAAGAUUUGUGAAUUCCGGUUUUAAAACUAGGAAGAGAUGCUAGCAAUGUGGAAGGGAUAAAAUCUCAUAUAUAUAAAAGUCAUUUCAUUCAGUUUGAAGCAUCCGAAUAUUUUGUUGAAACGAAUAUAUCAAUUUCGACGAGAUGAAAUCGUUAUACAUUUUUAUCUUUAUAACAUUAUUGCUUGUUAAUUAUAUCCAUACCUUAUCCGUGAUUAUAUAUGGAGAAAAUCGUGCUUCAGUUAUAAAUAACAACAAAAUUGAGAAAGAACAAAUAGUUCGUGUUAAGAGAUCUCCUUUAAUUAAAUUACCUUUGCUCGUUGGAGCAACUGUAAUUGGUAAGAAAGCAUUAUUAUUGGGUGGUACUGUUUUUGGAGCUAAGACUCUUAUCGGCGCUGGACUUGUAGGAGCUAGUUUAUAUAAAGCUAAAUAUUAUGGCGGUGGCUAUGGAGAUAAAUAUGCGAGCUAUCAAUAUGCACCAUCUUAUGUUGAAUCAAAUUGGAGCUAAUUCAUGAAUACGCAUGAUG